AGGGGACUGCUGGGAUGGCUUCCAGUGAAAGCUGCUCACCCGGAACCUAUGCCCAGAAUUCCUCUCCUGCCCUCUCCCCACUUUGGAGUGCUGUCUGUGAUCGCAUCUGCACAAUAUCCACUGAGUUAAAGUUCCACAGUUGAGUUGAUCUAAAUACGCUUCUGCUAUCGAGGCACAGCAAAACAUCUGAUCCCCACUCUGCUGGACGGCUGCCAGCCACAGGUCACAUGACCUGGAAGAAAAAACCUAGGAGACUUUUGGGAUCCCUCUUCGCAUGGGCUGGCUAUCAACGUGAAGGGCAGGCCAAAGGCUGAUGAACUGAUCUGUGUCUGUGUGAGACCACACUGCUCUGGUAUCCUUUAUGCCCUGGGAACACAACACCCAGCAAAAAUCUGGUGACCGGCUGGCUGGAAUAUCACCCUACUCCUUCUCCUUCUGAGGACAUCCCAUUCCGGGAGCGGUCUUAACUCCCCCAGCAUGGAGCCCACCAAAGUCCAGUCAGAGGGUGGCCUUAAUGUCACCCUUACCAUCCGUCUCCUCAUGCAUGGAAAAGAAGUCGGAAGUAUAAUUGGAAAGAAAGGGGAGACAGUAAAAAAGAUGCGAGAAGAGAGUGGAGCACGAAUCAAUAUUUCCGAGGGCAACUGCCCAGAGAGGAUUGUCACCAUCACUGGACCAACAGACACCAUCUUCAAGGCUUUUGCAAUGAUUGCCUACAAAUUUGAGGAGGACAUAAUCAAUUCCAUGAGCAACAGCCCAGCAACCAGCAAGCCCCCUGUCACCUUAAGGCUUGUAGUGCCAGCCAGCCAGUGUGGCUCCCUCAUAGGAAAAGGAGGCUCCAAAAUAAAAGAAAUGAGAGAGUCCACAGGGGCCCAGGUUCAGGUGGCAGGGGACAUGCUGCCCAACUCCACAGAACGUGCAGUGACAAUCUCCGGGACCCCAGAAGCCAUCAUCCAGUGUGUCAAACAAAUCUGUGUGGUUAUGCUGGAGUCCCCACCAAAAGGUGCCACCAUCCCUUAUCGCCCAAAGCCUGCCUCCACCCCAGUCAUUUUUUCUGGUGGCCAGGCCUACACAAUUCAGGGACAGUACGCCAUACCACAUCCAGAUUUGACCAAGCUCCACCAGUUGGCUAUGCAGCAAACCCCCUUUACCCCUCUCGGACAGACCACCCCUGCUUUCCCUGGUUUGGAUGCCAGUCCACCAGCCAGUACCCAUGAACUCACCAUUCCUAAUGAUCUAAUAGGCUGCAUUAUUGGACGCCAGGGAACCAAAAUAAAUGAGAUUCGACAGAUGUCUGGGGCGCAGAUCAAAAUUGCAAACGCCAUGGAGGGUUCGUCUGAGCGCCAGAUCACCAUCACAGGGACCCCUGCUAACAUCAGCCUGGCCCAGUAUCUCAUUAAUGCAAGGCUGACGUCUGAAGUCACAGGAAUGGGCACACUCUAA
Xiphias gladius (swordfish) is the source of this 1440-nucleotide messenger RNA. RefSeq names its product poly(rC) binding protein 3 (gene pcbp3). Bases 478 to 1440 code for a protein of 320 amino acids. Gene Ontology annotation, molecular function: mRNA binding. The transcript is spliced from 17 exons. Lineage: Eukaryota; Metazoa; Chordata; Actinopteri; Istiophoriformes; Xiphiidae. Gene Ontology annotation, cellular component: cytoplasm; nucleus. The record is from RefSeq and is a predicted model, not a curated record. Gene Ontology annotation, biological process: regulation of gene expression; regulation of RNA metabolic process.